AUGGACAAUAAAAUAACGAUAUGCGACCCUGACGAGGAGGAAGUAGAAAAUGAUAUAUUGCGUGAUAUCGAACCGGUUAUGUGGAUCAAUGACGAUCCAAACUAUGAUUUGGACGAGGUUAACAUGUUUUUUCACAGAGUUGACUCGGAUCAAAUUAUAUACGAAGAAAAAAGAAAAAAAUGUAAAUUUAUCGGUAAAUAUGUCAUGGGUGAUGUUCUCGGUGAAGGUAGUUAUGGGAAGGUGAAAGAAGUACUGGAUUCGCAGACGCUUUGUCGCAGAGCGGUUAAAAUACUGAAGAAAAGAAAACUUCGAAGGAUACCGAACGGGGAACAGAACGUUCAACGGGAAAUAAAAUUGUUAAGAAUAUUAAAACAUAAAAAUGUAAUAAAUCUCGUAGACGUUUUAUACAGUGACGAAAAAGAAAAGAUGUAUCUAGUUAUGGAAUUUUGUGUAUGUGGAUUACAGGACAUGUUGGAAAGCACGCCCACCAAGAAGCUUCCACUUUGGCAGGCACAUGAUUACUUCUGUCAAUUGUUGGAUGGUUUAGAAUAUCUUUAUAGUAAGGGAAUAGUCCACAAAGAUAUUAAACCUGGAAAUUUGUUAUUAACCCUAGAUGAUACCUUGAAGAUUAGUGAUUUUGGUGUUGCAGAGGCAUUAGACAUGUUUUCCAAAGACGAUACAUGUACGAUAGGUCAAGGAUCCCCAGCAUUUCAGCCACCAGAAAUCGCAAAUGGCUGCGAAAGUUUCUCAGGUUUUAAAGUAGACAUAUGGAGUAGCGGAGUUACAUUGUAUAAUAUAACUACGGGUUUAUAUCCUUUCGAAGGAGAUAACAUAUAUAAAUUAUACGAAAACAUUGGAAGGGGUGAAUAUACUGUACCGAAAGAAGUAGAGGAGCCUUUAAAAUCGCUCAUAGAAGGAAUGUUGCAGAAAGAUGCAGAUAAGAGAUUUACAUUACAACAGGUAAAAAGACACGCGUGGACCAUGUGUGAGCACCCUAAAACACAACAACAAGUACCUAUACCUCCCCUUAAAAGCAAUGGCUGCCACAGCAUGACAGUCUUGCCAUACUUGAUGGAGUAUCAUUACGGAGUCGAUGAAAAUCCCAUAUACUAUACGGAACAUCAACUGAAUGAAGAGCGAAGGCUUCAAGAACUGGAUCGCAUUAGCGAAGAUCGUAAAACCACGUGUAACAGUCAUCACACCAAAUGCAAUACGAACAGUCAAAACAAACGGAGAUGGCGUAAGCCGAUUUCAUGCAUUAGUAUUAAAAGAUUUCCAUCCUGCAAGCCAUCGUGAUUUUGUUAAUUGUGUCGCAUAUUUUGUUUGUAUCUCACUGACUGUGUCAGUUAUAAAGUUUCUCUGAUGGAGAUGACUGAAAGCUUAAAGAAUGGAAAGCAUGCGAGACACAUAUGUAAUGUAGUUAAUCUAGCAGCGUGAAUGGGACACAAAGCAUUUGACAGAGUCAGUUCAAAAGUGUCGGAUGUAAAGAUUGUGAUAUUAAGAUUAAAUCGUGUAGCGAAUAAUUCAGUGACAUCUUUAUUGAUCGUUCAAUGCCUAGGAGAUGCCCAAUCAAAGUCACAUUUCAUUUUGGUGCCAUAUUGACAACACGAUUAAUAAAGUUAUUAAUCGUCUGUGUUUAGCAUUUUAUUUACCAUAAGAUCUCCUCAUCAAUUGUACCUUUGUCUUUAAGUAAGGCCUAAUAAAUCUAACGUUUAUGAUGAGACCAACUGGACGAUUGAACGUAUGUAUACAAUAUGUACAAAUGUACGAUAUUUUGACUUGUCAUUCUAUUUAAGAGCAUUACAUUAGAAAAGUUGAAUGAAUUAAUUAUUGAAGCGA
Molecule: messenger RNA, 1839 nt
Organism: Trachymyrmex septentrionalis
Lineage: Eukaryota; Metazoa; Arthropoda; Insecta; Hymenoptera; Formicidae
Gene: Lkb1
Product: serine/threonine-protein kinase STK11
Exons: 6
Coding region: 1-1296 (431 amino acids)
Biological process (GO): protein phosphorylation; glucose homeostasis; establishment of cell polarity
Cellular component (GO): cytoplasm
Molecular function (GO): ATP binding; protein serine/threonine kinase activity; protein kinase activator activity
Source: RefSeq, a predicted model, not a curated record